CGUAGUCAUUUCCGCCUGGCAGAGGAAAGGUCUACGUUUCGCGAUACAGAUUUACUCCAUCAAAAUGUCUCUGGGUGUUUUAUCUCCAAAUGUUAUCGUUCCAUCAAAUAACCAAGGCAUUCUCAUCGGUGAUAAAGUGUAUUCGGAGGUGUAUCUUGCCAUCGACAACUCGACAAUACCCGAGGAAAGACUCGCCACGACCCCGUCCAUGCUGGAUGGCCUCGACCAUGAGACAGAGACAGAUCUUCGGAUUCUGGGCUGCGAACUCAUCCAAUCGGCCGGGAUUCUUCUACGUCUGCCACAGGUGGCGAUGGCGACUGGACAAGUGCUUUUUCAACGAUUGUUUUACUCGAAGUCGUUUAUCAAGCACAACUAUGAGAUUGUUGCUAUGGCGUGUGUGAAUUUGGCAUCGAAGAUUGAGGAAUCACCAAGACGAGUGAGAGAUGUGAUCAACGUGUUUCAUCAUUUGAAACAAGGAAAGGGCAAAAGGAGCAUCCCUAUUGUUCUUGAUCAAAAUUACAUUAAUACCAAGAACCAAGUGAUCAAAGCGGAGCGUCGUGUUCUUAAGGAGCUGGGCUUCUGCGUGCACGUCAAACAUCCACACAAGAUUGUAGUGAUGUACCUGCAAGUUCUUGAAUGUGAAAAGAAUCAGAUACUGGUUCAAACAGCAUGGAACUACAUGAAUGAUGCCCUCAGAACCGAUGCAUUUGUGAGAUUUGAACCUGAGACCAUUGCAUGUGCCUGUAUCUACCUUGCCGCUCGAGUACUACAGAUUCCCCUUCCGGCAAAGCCACACUGGUAUCUUCUGUUUGGCGCUACAAAGGAGGACAUCAAAGACAUCUGUAUCAGCACAGUGAAGCUUUAUUCUAGGAAAAAGCCAAACAGUGAGAAGCUUGACAAAGAGGUGGAAAAAAGAAAGCUUGUCCUGGAGGAGGCUAGACUUAAAGCCAGGGGUCAAAAUCCCAAUGGCACACCAGCUCUCAUUGUCAUUGGUAGCUUUUCCCCAGCAUCAAAACCCUCUUCUCCACGAGACGUGAAGGUUGAAGAAAAAUCACCAAACUCUAAACUAGUAAAGGAGUCUGAGACCAGACAAUUGUUCACCAAAAGCCCCUUGAAUGGCACCAUGAAAAAGGAGGAAAGCAAAGUGUUUCAGAAUGGCAAGAACCACAGUCGGUCUCGAUCCCGAUCUCGCUCCCAGUCUCGUUCUCCACACAGACAUCUGAGAAGCCACUCGGGUACAUACAGCUCUCACAGCAGCCACAGCCCAUCUCCACGGCAACACAAAGGUCGCAGGACUUCACCAAUUACGCAACUCAGGCCGGAGCACAGACAGAGCAAAUCUAGUCGGCAUGGUAACAAAAGGAGGAGGUCACAAAGCCAUUCUCGCAGUAAUUCCCACGAACGAGGCCAUGACCGCAACUACACGAAACAUAAGCCUGAUCGUGGCAGUGGUCAACACUGGGACCAUCGUGAUCGUGAGCAUGACCGUUCACAUGAUCACGGCAGAAGCAAACACCAGAGUAGAUCACAUUCUGGACACAGACACAGGAGAUGAGGCACCCAACACCGCUAAAAGAAAUUGAGAACUAUUAUGGCAUUGGACAACAGGACUAAACUUUAGAUUGUGGGAAAAUGCUGACUUCAAACAAUGAUUUCUAAGAAGUGGAUGUUCUCUUGAUAAUGAAUGGUUCUUGCUUCUGAUUGGGUUCAGGAAGGCAAGGUAGUGGUGCCUUUUUAUAUAUUUGACAAUUGCAUUUUACUUGAACGUGAAAGUGAACAGCAAACUGCUAAAAGUCUGCCAAUAUCAGGGAUCACAUUUGCACAAGUGUAAGGAGCUUACGAGAUCUGUGCAUGUUAAUUUACAAAUAAUGUACAGCUAUGUGUUUUUUUGUGCACUGUACAUAUAUAGCUUAUUUUUAUGUCAGAAAUGGAAGACGUCUUUGUAUUCGUCUUAAAAUAAAAUUGAU
This is a messenger RNA of Xyrauchen texanus (razorback sucker), 1967 nucleotides long. RefSeq names its product cyclin-L1-like. Gene Ontology annotation, cellular component: nucleus. Gene Ontology annotation, molecular function: cyclin-dependent protein serine/threonine kinase regulator activity. Bases 65 to 1555 code for a protein of 496 amino acids. NCBI's taxonomy places the organism in Eukaryota, Metazoa, Chordata, Actinopteri, Cypriniformes, Catostomidae. Gene Ontology annotation, biological process: regulation of transcription by RNA polymerase II. The record is from RefSeq and is a predicted model, not a curated record. The transcript is spliced from 11 exons.